Molecule: messenger RNA, 738 nt
Organism: Hirsutella rhossiliensis
Lineage: Eukaryota; Fungi; Ascomycota; Sordariomycetes; Hypocreales; Ophiocordycipitaceae
Product: tc5 transposase DNA-binding domain-containing protein
Exons: 4
Coding region: 1-738 (245 amino acids)
Source: RefSeq, a predicted model, not a curated record
AUGACCUUAAAGCGGCCUCGGUACCGCGCCGCCCAAAAGUAUGACAUACCUCAGCAGUCUAUUUCCGACAGACUCAAAGGCCAGGUAGCCCUGGCUGAUCAGAUCCAGCCUCGUCAACUCUUGAGUAAGUCUCAGGAAGCUCGCUUGGUUUCUUGGAUCCUCCGCCAAGAGUCUCUCGGCUAUGCUCCCUCCCACAGUCAGAUCCGCGCAUGUGUGGAGGCUCUUAUGAAGCAACUGAACAACGAGCGGACAGUGGGGCGCAACUGGGUCUCUAAAUUCAUCAAUCGCCAUCCGGACAUCAAGAACAAGCGUGGGAGACGUCAGGAAGCAAACCGAUUUAAUGCUUUUACGCCUCGGGCGGUUCACUGGUUCUUCGAUAUCAGGGGAAAGGAGUAUGGAUGGAUUAAACCAGAAAAUACCGUGAAUGUUGACGAAGGCGGUAUUAUGUCUGGCUUUGGUUUGGAUAGUCUUGUGGUUGGGAGUGCAGACCCAAAACGGAAGGCCCUUCUGAAAGGGCCACAGUCCCGCAACUGGACCUCAUUUAUUGAAGCUAUCACCGCGAACGGCCAUGGCAAAGAGCUUCAGAAACAGUGGUUCUUGACGGAAUUCGGCAAAAUAGCCGACUGGCAUUACAUAACGUCGCCCAACGGAUGGACGGACAACCAUGUCGCUAUUGAGUGGCUUGAGAGGUCUAUUUGCCCCAGACGCGACCAGCCGAUGCCUCAGAUGCUAGACUGA